Calypte anna (Anna's hummingbird) is the source of this 7789-nucleotide messenger RNA. It is a transcript of the gene SPTLC2, whose product is annotated as serine palmitoyltransferase long chain base subunit 2. The transcript is spliced from 12 exons. Gene Ontology annotation, biological process: ceramide biosynthetic process; sphingosine biosynthetic process. The record is from RefSeq and is a predicted model, not a curated record. Gene Ontology annotation, molecular function: serine C-palmitoyltransferase activity; pyridoxal phosphate binding. NCBI's taxonomy places the organism in Eukaryota, Metazoa, Chordata, Aves, Apodiformes, Trochilidae. Gene Ontology annotation, cellular component: serine palmitoyltransferase complex. The coding region runs from base 12 to 1694 and encodes 560 amino acids.
GAGCCGGCGGGAUGAAGCGGCCCGAUCGGGCUGCGACGGCGCUGGAUGCCCAGCCCCGCGCCAACGGCUGCAGCGGCGCGGCUCACGGCUCGCUCCGGAACGGCUACGUGCGCGGCCUGCCCGCGCCCGACACCCAGAUAAAUCAUAUUGUGCACAAUGGAGGAUUGUACAAAAGGCCUUUCAAUGAAGCUUUUGAAGAAACUCCCAUGCUGGUUGCUGUGCUGACCUAUGUAGGCUAUGGUGUUCUCACUCUCUUUGGAUAUCUGCGAGAUUUCAUGCGGCAUUGGAAGAUUGAGAAGUGUCAAAAUGCAACAGAAAGAGAAGAACAAAAGGACUUUGUCCCAUUGUACCAGGACUUUGAAAAUUUCUACAACAGGAACCUCUACAUGCGCAUUCGGGACAGCUGGAACCGUCCCAUCUGCAGUGUGCCAGGGGCCAAAGUGGACAUGAUGGAGAGAGUUUCUCAUGACUAUAACUGGACAUUCACGUACACAGGAAGAGUGAUAAAGGACAUUAUUAAUAUGGGUUCAUACAACUACCUCGGAUUUGCACAGAAGUCUGGGACUUGUCAAGAAGCAGCAGCUAAAGUCCUGUCACAGUAUGGAGCUGGGGUGUGCAGCACUAGGCAGGAGAUGGGAAACUUGGACAAACAUGAGGAGCUGGAAAAGCUAGUUGCCAGGUUCCUAGGUGUGGAAUCUGCAAUGGCAUAUGGAAUGGGGUUUGCAACCAACUCUAUGAACAUUCCUGCUUUAGUUGGCAAGGGCUGUCUGAUUUUGAGUGAUGAACUGAAUCAUGCAUCACUAGUGCUCGGAGCAAGACUGUCGGGAGCUACUAUUCGAAUCUUUAAGCACAACAAUAUGCAAAGCCUGGAGAAGCUGCUCAAAGAUGCUAUUGUGCAUGGGCAACCUCGUACACGGAGGCCCUGGAAAAAAAUUCUUAUCUUGGUGGAAGGAAUAUACAGUAUGGAGGGAUCCAUAGUCCGUUUGCCUGAAGUAAUUGCUCUUAAGAAGAAAUACAAAUCCUACCUUUACCUUGAUGAAGCUCAUAGUAUAGGUGCAUUGGGUCCUAAUGGCCGGGGUGUAGUGGAUUAUUUUGGACUCAAUCCUGAAGAUGUGGAUGUUAUGAUGGGAACAUUCACCAAAAGCUUUGGAGCUGCUGGAGGAUACAUUGGGGGCAAGAAGGAACUGAUUGAUUACCUCAGGACAUACUCUCACAGUGCUGUGUAUGCAACAUCACUGUCACCACCAGUUGUGGAGCAAAUCAUCACCUCCAUGAAGUGCAUUAUGGGUGAAGAUGGUACAACUGUUGGGAAAGCACGUGUGCAGCAGCUAGCAGAGAACACCAGGUAUUUCAGGAGGCGACUGAAAGAGAUGGGCUUUAUCAUCUAUGGAAAUGAAGAUUCUCCUGUUGUGCCUCUUAUGCUGUACAUGCCAGCAAAAAUUGGUGCAUUUGGGCGUGAAAUGCUGAAGCGGAACAUCGGUGUUGUGGUUGUGGGGUUCCCUGCCACCCCCAUCAUUGAGUCCAGAGCCAGAUUCUGUUUGUCUGCAGCUCAUACCAAAGAGAUGCUUGAUACAGCUUUAAAAGAAAUCAAUGAAGUUGGGGAUCUUUUGCAACUGAAAUAUUCCCGUCACCGCUUGGUACCUCUCUUGGACCGGCCGUUUGAUGAGACAACAUAUGAAGAAACAGAAGACUGAACUCCCUCCAUGUGCCUUGGUGGGAGGGACACACCCUGUGGGAACACUGCGUGGCACACGGACCACAGUGUCCAUGAACAACACAGUUAUGACUGCUUAGCAUAGAAGACGUUUCCUCACAAUACUGAAGUGGCCACACAAGCUCUAAAAGGCAUUUUGUAAAUAGGGAGAGGAGGAAAAAAAGCUUUGAUUCCCUGCAUCUUUGGGGUCUGGCCCUAGAGGUGCUUGGCUUUAUUUUUUUCUUGUUGCUUUAUUUAUUUAUUUGCCUCUAAGUUCACAGGAACCCAAGCUGGCUGUGGAUGAUCAGCUCAGACUUUGUAUGCACCAUUAGCCUCCCAAAUGCUGGCUGAGAUGUUGUGAGCAUGUGUGAUGCUGGCAUGGCAGCAUUUCCAGUGUCACUGCUAGGUUUCUGAUCUUCCCAGUGAGGAGUGAGCUGACCUGUCUAUUCUUGAAGACUUUCUAGAGAAAUUGUUGAUCAAUAACUUUGACAUAUUUAACAAGAUCAAAAAUCAACCAAAGGUUUGGGGGUUUUUGUUUUGGGGUUUUUUUGUUGUUUGUUUUUAUUUUUCUUCUUUUGCAGUUACUUGUGUUUAAAACUUGAAUUUAGCUUUUUUAAAUAAAUGUGUUGUUGACACAUCACUGACAGGACCAUUGUUCCCAAACAUUAUUUAGUUUUGUAAGCCACAGGCAGAAAGAGUUCUGGGAUUCUGGCCGCUUUUCCUUCCUUGUAUGGAUACCAGAUUGUCUCCUGGUUUUGACACUAAUUGUCCUUUUGAUACAGGGAAAGUGACAGAAAGGGGUGUUAAUUUUUUUCUUUAAUGGGCUGUUUUUUCUUCCUUUUUACAUAAUCCUGUUUAAAAAGAAAUCCAAGAGAAAAAGGAAGUUUUAAUGUGUGUUGCUUUCUCAUCUUCAGGUUCAUUUAUCUUGCUUUAGAAUUAUCAUAAAACCAUUAACAAGUCACUUCUAAAUUCUGGAAGGGUACUCUUGGGAUUAAGUAAACCACAGCAAGCCUUGCACUUCUUGUUAAGACCAGAACCCCUUAAUAAGGAUGUCUAUACAAUGGAUGACUAUUAGGAAAACCACUUAUUUCACACAGAUUUGGGAAAGACUGAUUGCUACCCCUUGCCUCACAAAUUUACUGUUUCUUGUCAUAUAUGAGGUGUCCUUCAUUGGCCUUGUUUCACAAGGCUUUUAUGCAGAGUAUAGACAGCUUGAAUCUUGUAUCAUACAUUACAUUUCAGCUAGCCAGCAAAGUGUCAGAUGGCAGCUAUGUGUCUGUGUAGACCUUCCCUGAAAAGAGAAUGUCCUCACAAUUGCAUUUAAUUUGAGAUCUUUAUUCUUAUGCAUUUCUGUUACUGUGAGAUCAAAUUGAUGUGCACUGAGCCAGUUACUGUUUGGAAUCUUUAUUUGCAAGUCCCACACUGUCUUACUCUGAUCAAAGUUUAAAAUAGACGCUGUUGCUCCAGCACACUGUAGAAGUGAUCUGCCACUUAAUCAUUGCAUAUUGAAUUCUUUCAGUUGACAGAAUGGAUCAUUGAAGAGAUAUCAAAAUUAUAUAACAGGAGUCAGUUGCAGUAUAUUUCUAUAUAUAUUAUUUCUAUAUUUUAUACCUUGGAUAUGUUUGGUUUCUGCAAAGAUAGUAAAGCUUUAACACCAUGUCAAUUGGGUUGGGCCAACUCUUCAGUUUGUGUUAGCAUGAUGCUUUUUGCAGAGGACUAGAGUUUUUAAAAUAGAUUCUUCAUCAUAAUGCUAAAGCAGAGUGCAGCUUAAAGCUGUUUGUCUGGUGCUGAAAAAAUAAACCUUUUUUAAUUUUUUAUAUUCACUCUUCAACUAACUGGGGAGGAGCACUUUGGUCACUAGGUCCAAGCAGUUCUGCAAAUACAUAUAUAUAUGGUGAUUUAAGACAGAAUUGGCUUCUAUUUUAUAGAAUAUCUCUCUUCAUGCAUUUAUAGGUCUUGUUCCAUUUUUAACGUAACAAAACUUCAAAACACUGAUCCAUUUCAGAAAUGUAAUUAGAUGACAGGAACUAAAAUUUAGUAUUUCAAAAUAGGUCCAGAUAACUGUUCCUUAGUCCACUGAUACUGAUUUGUUUUCCUUCUGGAGCAAAGUGUGUGUACAGUCCAAGAAGUCUGUAGCCUGGUGGUGCAACUUUGAUACUAUGGAGUAAUCUCAUUUGCACAGCCACUGAGUGAGAAAACUGCAGUUACAUGAGUUUACUUUCUUGUCUGUGUUCUGCCCAGGACUAGCUCUAACAUUCCAAUAGAUGACCUGCUCUGACUUCAGGAAGCUUUACCUCAAAAAAUUACUGCUUUCCUCUUCAUUCUGGAUUGUAGUAGGGAACAAGAGGGGUUUAGAGCUGAAGCUCUGACUCCAGCUCUGGUCUUGUUUACUUGAUCAUGAAAUGGUUUAAGAUCAGACAAAACCGACCAACUCAAAGGCAUAGGCAUGGGUCAGCCGGGAGCUGGUUUGAGCAUUCACACAUGUACAGCAUGCUUGUGUCUGCUGUGUAGUCAAGUCAGUUUGAAAACUGUGAUGUCUUAAGUUGGAAGUGGGUUGUAGUAGAUUCUUCGAGUCUCAGUCCUUAAUCCUGUCUCUGGGAUUUGGUUUUGGAGCACCUUGUUUUUAGAAGGGAUCAAAACAUCUGGAUAAAUCUCAGCAAUUCAGGUAACUCCUGUGUGUAACUCUUCUGAAAUUGUCAGUGGUUUAAAAUUACUGGUCCACACUGGGGACCCAGUUGUUCUAGUUGAGGAAAUGGUUUUCAUGCUAAACUUGUGCCAUUUAGUAUCUUUCUGCUGUGUCAUGCUGUCUGCAUAUGACUUUGAAUUCUGGGUUGCAAAGACAUUUUAGAAAUCAUUCAGGCAAUUAGUAGCAUUUGUAAACUGCUAGGUUACAUUUCAGCCCUGCCAUUGCCUUUUUUUGGAAGCAGCAGUUCCUGGACACCUUUUAUUCAAGGGAACCCAUUUUGCCAAAGUCUGGUACCUUUUGAAACUGCUUCUGAAAAUAUAAGAAAUUGCAAGUCCAAGAUUUUGCACUUUUUAAGUCAGUAAUCCACUGAGCUUGAAAGCCAACAAGAUCUUUUCAUAUCUACUAAAAAACUGUUCCCACAACUGAAGGAACAGCAUGCUAUUGGUUUGUACUGGGCAAACCUACAGCAUAUAUGUACAGUCAGUAUGUGUAGGAUGGAUUGCUGCUUUUAUAUUUAUGUACUGACCAGAAAGCUGUCUCCUUUUUGUCCUGGCAGUAGAAGUGAAUGAAAGAACCAAUCUUGAGAGAUCACAAAGGAAGAAAAGCUGCUUAAGAAAUAGACUUCAGUGUCUGCCAACUCUGCCGAGACAUUCUAAAUGAAAAUGACUCCUGGUAUUUCUUAAGAGAUGCAAAAAUCAAAAGAAAAUGAAGGUUGCUUUUGAACAAAGGAUUUUGUCCUAUACUGUAUAUUGACUAUACUUAGUCAUAAAUAUACAAUAGAUACCUUCCUAUUAUCUCUCUGAAGAACUUAGCAAGCAAGAUUUUGCCUCUGCUGAGCAGCAUGAAGAGUUUAGAACCAUUACAAUUUUCAAAGCUGAUGGCCAUGUUCUUUUAAGAAAACUGAAAAGUUCCUAUUACCAAUCAUCAGCAAAGAGGGAGAAAUCUGCUUCUUGUUAGCAGCUUUGGCCUUCCCAAGUAGACCUUUGUCUUAGGAGCCUGAUUCAUAAUUUUUUUAGUUCUUUGGCAGAGAAGAAACCAAGAUUUUUUUGUCUCAAUACUCAGUUGUUGGGGUUUUUUUUUGUUUUGUGGGGUUUUUUUUGGUUUUUGUGUGUGUUUUUUUACUGAAGAGGCUAACUUUUUUAUAGUGUCUCUGGUACAUUUAACACUUAGUUGCUUUUCUUAUUUGUUUGUUUUUUCCUCCUAAGUAGCAUCCUUAAAGAGCUGUUCUGGUUCUUAGGUUCCUGGUGUGGCACGCUUCUGCUUUAGGCAAAGACUCAGGAGUGAAUUAACUGAGCAGCUUAAUGUGAUGAAGUUGUUCAGUGAAGGAAUUGCAUCAUCCCAGUGCUUCCUCUAAGAGUGCAGAAGAGGUACCACUGUCAGAGGUGCACCUUCACACAGAGCAGGAAAGGGAAGCGUGCUGGUGAAAUCAGUGACCCAGCCAUGUGCUGUGUGGCUGAAGGACCAAUACAGCAGAGAUGAGGAAAGGGGCAGCCAAUCAUCACUCUCUCUCAGCUGUACAGGGGAUCUUUCCUGAGUACUUGAAUAAGCAUCCCUAAGACAGGAAUGUAACUUCCUAUGUCCAAAGUGACACUCCUCUAAAACUCUUUCACACCAAGUAAAUACUUCCUCUCCUGUGCAAAUUUGCAUUUCUUUACUUCUGCAAAGUAUUUGGCUUACAGCUGUUUGCUCAUCCAGAAGCCAUGUGUCCAUUCAGGCAGAUCAUAAGAAAGGUUGGAGAAAAGCUGAGCAUGAGCUCUAUUUCAUCUAAGAGAACACCUUUCAGCAUUAGAUCUGCAGUGCUAUGCAUGAGCUCCCUUGCUGCAUCACAGCGAAGGAAAACAGUGGAGAUUUCUCCUGAUGUACAGUGCUCAGUCAAAACUUACACAAUUUUUAUGUACAGUUUAUGUAUAUUAUUUUUACACUUAAUGCUCAGCCCAUGAAAGUGUCAAGCAUGCAGGGAUCUGCAUGGGUGGCACCUUCUGCACAGAGAUCUGAGGUACUUGCUGUCUGUUCUAACAGUAGUGAAGCACUGAGCUGUCUGGGAAGGCCAUUAAUGACCCUGCAGCAGGUGCAUCACUGGCUUUGGUGCUGGACCUGGCAGCCAAGUGGCAUCGGACCAGUGUUUGGGAACGCACCAGUCAUUCAACCUAUGUAACUUGAAUUUGGUCUUAGAAGAGAUAAAAACAGAAGAAAAAAAAAACAAACAAAAACUUGGAUGCCCUUGUGGUGACUUGUAUUCUUAGAUGUGUUCCUAGUCUUGCAGUUGUUUUCCUGUUCAAGGAUAUGAACAUAAAGCUAGAACACAAACACAAAGUGUUUGGGUGAACUCUUGCGCUUUCACUAGAAAGAGAAGUGUAUGGUGCAGACACUGGAGUGUUUACAUCCCCAAAAAGGGGCUGGGUGAAGGAGAUGACUGUGGUGUGUGUUGAAGGCCUUAAGCUGUGAUUCUUGGUAUGAAGAAUUGAAAUGAAAACUGACCUUGGAGAAUGCAGUGGAUUUUAACCCAUGAAAGAAUACUCUGUGCUCUUAAUUAAGCAAUACAUACUGUUGUUUUCUUGGGAAGGAGAGGUUCUGCUCAAUUUGUGUUUGAUCCUAGCUAGCAGCUAUUUAAGGAGCAGAAAAGGUGUCUGUAAGUGAAGGCCAAAAAAUAGUGCAGUUCUCUGCACUGAUGUUCCUUGGCUGCUGAAAGUGGGAAAAUUAUUGAGGAUUGGGGACUUCAGAAGCAGUGGUAGCUGGCAAAUUUACUUCCUCAAUAGUAGGUGAACAAGUCUCACUCGAAUAUGCCAAGGUUUGGUGCAGUUCCAAAAAUAUCCAUGGCAAAGUGCACCAAACAUCUGACUGCUGUGAAGCAUUCCUUUUCACCAAAUCUCAUGCUGUUCAGACAGUAUUUCUGCUACCCCCUAAUAGUAUAUUGAGCUGAAUACCUCUCCAGCCUUCCAAUAUCAUUAACUUCAGACCAGUUUGAGAGAGAUCACAGGAACAUUGGAGCCUGAGGCUUUAGGCUAGCAACCCCAAAGCCAAUGGUGGCCCACACUUCCACAAGCCCUGGGCAGAAUUACCAAGUCACAGCACUUUGUCUUAAAUUGCACUGUAUUCUUAUGCCUCUGUGUUGCUAUAAUGUACAUAUAUAUUGGAUUUUUUGUAGAUAAGACAUUUUAGAUAAAAUUUUUAAAUGGGCUCUCCCCAAAAUAUUUUAUGCCAGAUGUCUAAUUUUUUUUACACUUGGGAUUAACAUGAAGCUGGAUGUUUUGUGGGCAGGGAAAAGAUAAGUGGAUGGUACAUUAGCUUUAAAAAGGUAACAAUGCAUGUUAAAAAAAGGAAAAAAAAAACAAAACAUUUGAGAAAAAUCUGCUUGGGAAAAAAUCCAUUCAAAUAUGUUCUAUGUUGUGCAUAAUAAAGACUUUUAAAAA